Messenger RNA from Lentinula edodes (shiitake mushroom), 2923 nucleotides. Its product is annotated as glycoside hydrolase family 5 protein. The record is from RefSeq and is a predicted model, not a curated record. The transcript is spliced from 3 exons. Gene Ontology annotation, molecular function: steryl-beta-glucosidase activity. Lineage: Eukaryota; Fungi; Basidiomycota; Agaricomycetes; Agaricales; Omphalotaceae. The coding region runs from base 127 to 2832 and encodes 901 amino acids. Gene Ontology annotation, biological process: ergosteryl 3-beta-D-glucoside catabolic process; carbohydrate metabolic process.
UGUCAUCGCAAAAAACCGGGCCGCAUACUAGUAAGUAGAGGUGGUGCCACAAUUCGUCCUUCACCAUUUUAUUGUAAGCACCUCUUCCUGGUUGUUGACUUCCACGAUAUUCGGCUUGAAGGGAAAAUGCCCCCAGUUCCUUCAAUAUCUCCUGCUACUGGUAACCCCACGACCUCCUCAUUCAUUCAUACAUUAGACUCCAACUUCGUCGAUAACGCUGGCCGAACACUAUUACUCAGAGGUGUAAAUCUUUCUGGGUCAUCAAAAGCGCCUGUAGACCAGCCUUCAUAUAUUUUGGAUAAUUUCUGGGAAAGCGCAGAACAUGGCGGCAAAACUUUCAUAGGUAGACCGCUCGACCUUGACGAUGGCUCUGCGGAUGUGCAUCUGGCGCGCCUGAGAGGCUGGGGAUUCAACAUGCUCCGGUUUCCUAUCACCUGGGAAGCCUUGGAACAUGAAGGACCCGGAACGUACGACUAUGAAUUCAUGGACUACACUGUGCGCGUAUUGCGCAAAUGCAAAGAAUAUGGAUUCAAAGUAUACAUUGAUCCUCACCAAGACACUUGGUCGAGAUUCUCAGGUGGUUCCGGCGCACCUUUUUGGACGCUCGCUGCCUGCGGCAUAAAUCCGCGAAAUAUUACAUCUACUCAGGCUGCCAUCAUACAUUCCGAAUACCCUAUACCUUCUGCAACAACACCCGCAUCUUUGCCUGCCAUGGUCUGGUCGACAAACUAUGGUCGACUCUUAUCCCAAACUAUUUUUACCUUGUUCUUCGCAGGCCGCGAUUUCGCUCCAAAAUGUAUCAUAGACGGGAAGAACAUUCAAGAUUACCUACAGGAGCAUUACAUAGAGGCUAUGGGACAAAUGGCCGACCGUAUACGUGAUGCCGGGGAUCUGCUCGAAGAAUGUGUCAUUGGAUGGGAUAGCAUGAACGAACCCUUCGAGGGCUUUUGUGGUUGGGAAGACCUCAAUGCAAACCCUACAAAGCAAGGGUCCACCUUGAAGAAGGGUUCUUCGCCUACUCCUGCUCAAUCAUUCCGCCUUGGAAUGGGCACCGCUCAGACCGUCGACAAUUGGAACUUCGGCACGUUUGGCCCGUCUAAAAACGGGCUUGUUACCAUUGACCCCAACGGUGACAAGAUGUGGGCUGAUCCUGAUAUCGAAGAUACCGAUGGUAUCCAUCCGAGAUGGGGUUGGCAGAGAGAUUCGGGAUGGAAGCUGGGGACGUGUAUAUGGGCUCAGCAUGGUGUAUGGGACCUCGAGACAGGCGAUAUCCUUCGGUCAGACUACUUUCGCUAUCUCCCCAAGGACCGAAAACCUAUCGACGGUCGUGCUCUUUCGGAAGAAGAAUUAUCAUCACCGAACACACCUGUCGUCGAAUUUGUUGAACAUUACUGGCGUUCUCACUGGCGGUUAUUUGCUAUUCGUAUACGUGCAUCACAUCCUGAAGCCAUCAUGUUCAUCCAACCUCCUGUGUUUGCUGCUCCCCCACCCAUCGAAGAAACCGGUAUUGACGGUCUGAACGGACGCUGUGCAUUCGCCGGUCACUACUACGACGGACUAACUUUAAUAACACGGCAUUGGAACUGGUUCAACGCUGAUGCCCUCGGCGUGAUACGAGGAAGAUACUCAUCGCCCAUACAGGCAGUUAAAAUCGGCGAACGUGCAAUCCGGAAGAGCCUGCAGGAGCAGCUCGGCAUACUCAAGAGUGAUACUUUGACUCUAGGACCUUAUCCGACAAUCAUCGGUGAAAUUGGUACUCCGUUCGACAUGGAUGAUAAACGGAGUUAUGGGUGGACGGAUGACGGAAAAUAUCGAGGGGACUAUUCGCGUCAAGAGCGUGCGCUGGACGCUAGCUUAAACGGUGCAGAUGGACCCAAUGCUAUCAACUACACGAUAUGGACAUACUGCCCUGAUAGCACUCACCAAUGGGGAGACGGGUGGAAUAUGGAAGAUCUCAGCUUAUGGAGCGCGGACGACAUUGGCCUUACUGGUCGUACACCAACCAUCGGAGAUCUGCUGAAUCAGCAAGGGGAUGAGGCCAGCAUGUACGGUAUGGGUCGGGACGACUCUCAAGCAGUUCUUCUACGGAAGAAGGUCGAAGCCUCACAAGGGCGGAUUUUCCGUCAACCAUCAGCUGCUGAUUCCUCUGCAUUAUCAUUAGCUACACUUGGUCCUUUAGAAGUGUGGAGUGAGAUCACGUCAAGAUGGAAAGAAAACCCUUUUGAUUUCUUGACAGAUGGUGCUAGAGCCGUCAAAGCGUUUGCUCGGCCUUGGCCAACCAAAGUCGUCGGCAAGCCUUCAAAUAUCCAGUUUGACAUUGCAUCGACUGGCUUCAAGUUGACUGUCCUCGUACGCUCAGAAGACAAGUUGAACGAAGAAGGCAUAGACGAUAAGGACCUGGCUACAGAGGUAUACGUACCUUUGGUGCACUACGCACAUCCGAGGUUGCUGCCUUCCAGGGAAAACGAACAGACCCCUUCCGAGGACGAUACUUUGGAUGGAGGGGAAGUUCGAAUUGCACCCUCCCCAUCUGAAAUCAGCACAAGUACCACUCCUACUAUCACGAACGCAUCUGUAGGCUGGGAGGGACUGACCGAGCAGCCCGAUGUUCUGGAUAUCGAGGUCACUGUUAGCGCUGGUCGAUGGUCAGUGCAAGGCCAGACUAUCAACUGGUGGUAUGAAGUACCGCAGGUCGGGGAGGUUGACCGGGAGUACACAAUGGAAAUUCGAAGGACAGGUGGCGCCAUCAAGACGAACGAGUCCCUCAAUUCUGAAAGUUGGUUCGAACAACUUUGUCCUGAUCUUUGUCCUGAAUCAUGUUGUGUGAUGUAAUCCGAGCUUACAGCAGUAGUCGAGUUUUCAACUAUCAUGUUGGACCACUCGCAGUUACGAGGUACGUUGAGAGCGUACGAACAUUUUUUUC